AUGGGCAAAAAGGAGAAGAGAGCUCGGGAUGGUGGAGAGAAGCCCGUCAGCGAAGUCGAAGUCCCAGCAGCCAAAUUUGAUCCGGCAUUGGCAUCUCUCUUCGCGACAAGUUCAGGCCCGGUCAAGGUGACAAGCCAGCCCGCGAGGAAGGUCGAAACGGUCCAGAAAAAGCCAGCUCCGGCUUCCGACUUGCCCACUCCUGAAGACACAGAUCUCGAAGCGUCGGAUGCUGACUCAGAUGGAAGUGACAGAUCUUCGGAAGGACAGCAACCAGAGGUCGAGAAUGAACGACCACGGAAACGACGAAAGGUCAACGAUGAGGAUCUCGAGGAUGUCUACUUUCGCAAGCUCGCUCAAGAAGAGCAGCGAGAUCUUCAGCGGCAACGAGAUGAGGCCGAUGCGGAAUCUGAGAUAAGCGAUAGUCCAUCUAACGACCUUAUGGACUUGUCUGAUGACGAGGCCGACGCGAUUCCCGUCCAUGAAUCCCUGACCACAGCCAACGAGGACAAAGCGGCUGACGCCAUCAACCGCACAGUCUUUCUUUCGAACGUCUCAACUCUCGCUAUCAAGUCGAAGGCCUCCAAAAAGACACUUCUUUCUCACCUCGAGACCGCUCUUCCCGCCAGCACUAAGAUUGAGUCCAUUCGGUUCCGAUCUACAGCCUACUCGAAGGAUGCUGGCCCAAAGAAAGCCGCGUAUGCUACUAAAGCGCUAAUGGACGAGACAGCCUCUUCUACACAUGCCUACGUCGUCCUCUCAACCGUUGAAGCGGCUCAGGCCCUUGUUAAGCUCAACGGCACAAUCAUCUUGGAUCGCCAUCUCCACGUCGACCACCUUGGCUCUGCCACCACGAUCGUACACAAACGCUGUGUGUUCGUUGGCAAUCUGCCGUUUGUAGAUCAAGAGACCCUCGACACCCCAGCUGAAGACAAUCCGCGUCAACGGCCCAGAGCGAAGCAGCGAUCUGACCCUGAGGAGGGUUUAUGGCGAACGUUCGCCCGAGCUGGCACGGUCGAGAACGUCCGCAUGGUCCGCGACAAGAUGACCCGAGUAGGUAAAGGCUUCGCCUACGUGCAGUUCACCGAUGAGAAUGCGGUCGAGAAAGCACUUCUUAUGAAUGAGAAGAAGUUCCCGCCCCUGCUACCCCGAAAACUUCGGGUCAUGCGGUCAAAGAGGCCAGCUGCGAAGCCUAAAGCUCUGGAUGCGAAGAGAAAAGGUGUUCAGUUGAAUGGCAAGAGUAGUGACAGAAGGGGCAAGGCGGUACAAGACGAGCGAAAUAGAGAUGCUGGGAAGCGGAAGCAAUCUGGUGGUGGGGCGGGUGGGAGAGACAAGAGAUCGAAUCCGUUAGGCAAAAGUGUAGUCUUCGAAGGCUAUCGAGCAAGUGCGUCCAAGCCGAUGAAAGGCAAGGACACUUCGAAGCAGCAGAAGAAGCGUCCUACGAACCGGUCUGCGAGUAGAGGUGCUGCGUUCAAGGCUGGCCGUGGAAAGAAGAAACGGGACAUGAAGAAGUGA
Cyphellophora attinorum is the source of this 1512-nucleotide messenger RNA. RefSeq names its product Nucleolar protein 12. The coding region runs from base 1 to 1512 and encodes 503 amino acids. The transcript has a single exon. Lineage: Eukaryota; Fungi; Ascomycota; Eurotiomycetes; Chaetothyriales; Cyphellophoraceae. The record is from RefSeq and is a predicted model, not a curated record. Gene Ontology annotation, molecular function: RNA binding.